Messenger RNA from Halichondria panicea, 1150 nucleotides. Its product is annotated as kelch domain-containing protein 2-like. Gene Ontology annotation, molecular function: protein binding. The record is from RefSeq and is a predicted model, not a curated record. Lineage: Eukaryota; Metazoa; Porifera; Demospongiae; Suberitida; Halichondriidae. The transcript has 4 exons. Bases 120 to 932 code for a protein of 270 amino acids.
GCUCCUCAUAACCUUUGCAAUAGUGGGGGCGUGGCUGGUAUGCAAGAUCAACAGAACUCCAACAACAAUAGCAGCUCUCUGAUAUCUCUGAGGGAGUGUUCUACUGUCCAUGACUUGUAAUGGAUGCUCCAGUUGAACCAUCACCUCGUUAUGGCCAAUUCUCUGCAGUUGACGGACGCCAUUAUCUGUGGAGGGGGGUUGAUCCAGGACUGGGGUCUAACAUCAUUGCUGUGUAUGAUCCAAGCACUGAGCUGUGGAGCCUCUUGCCCACCACUGGACCUCUACCCCCUGGAGAGGGGGGUGGUUGCUCUGUUUGUGUAGGUCGUUGUCUGUACACCUUUGGUGGUCAUGAUGGGUCUUCUUACGUCAAUGACAUGAGCAAGCUUGAUCUGGACACUCUCCAGUGGACCAAAGUUCAAACCUCUGGUAGUCAGCCUAUGAAAAAGGCUUUCUGUGGACUUGUCCGUGUGAAUGAGAGAACUCUGUGCUGCUUUGGAGGACACGGUAUUGAGGGCACCACACAACCAGGAUCAACAUUCACCAAGACUAGAUUGUCUGAUGGAAGUGCAGGAUGUACAAACGAAUUCCAUUUCUUUGACACACAAAAUGGUGUCUGGUCGUCCCCUGAGCUCAGAGGAGAGAGACCUCCUCCCUGUUCCCACUUCACCUUCACCAUGGUGGACCAGCACAGGGCAGUCCUCUUUGGAGGGAACCAAUCUGGCAGUGGUAGAGUCAAUGAAGUGUACUUGUUUGACUUCAGGACCAUGGAGGUCACUAAGGUGAAGCCAGUACAGGGAGAGCCAUGGCCAGUGGAGAGGUCAGUCCAUGCUGCCUGUUGUCUCAACUAUGGCCAGGACCACCCUCAACUACUGGUGUACGGAGGGCAGGAUAAUGACGUCACGGCUCUGGGGGACAUGUGGACACUUAAUUAGUAAAACCAGUAGGUUUUACAUAGGAUUGGCAGUGGGUUUGCCCGUGUUUAGCAAUAUUUCAAUUAUUUUGACUCAUGUUCAAACUGUUCUAUCUCUGCAGGGAAAGGCCACAUCAAGAAACUGGCUGAACAGAUAGUUUAUUUAGCCUUUUCUCUCUUUGUAUCUCUCAUUUCAUAAUCCAUAAACAUUUUAAUGAAUGAAUAUUUUCAUUUUAAAAA